Molecule: messenger RNA, 629 nt
Organism: Solanum dulcamara
Lineage: Eukaryota; Viridiplantae; Streptophyta; Magnoliopsida; Solanales; Solanaceae
Product: protein PELPK1-like
Exons: 1
Coding region: 51-416 (121 amino acids)
Source: RefSeq, a predicted model, not a curated record
UCAACCAAACCAUAAAUUACUAGUCUUGAAACAUUUAUCACCUUUCAAAAAUGGCUUAUAAGUGUAUCCCAUCUUUCUUUUUAUUAUUCAUCACUUUGUUUAUAACAAGUAGUUAUGUAAUUCAAGCAGAAGCACGCCAUCUUCUUGAAUUAACUAUCCCUGAGCUUCCUAAGCCCGAAUUGCCACAUUUACCUGAAAUCCCAACUUUGCCUAAACUUGAAUUCCCUGAAAUUCCAAAACCUGAGCUGCCAACUCUACCAAAGCCUGAAUUGCCAGAAAUGCCAAAGACCGAACUUCCAACAUUGCCAAAGCCUGAACUUCCAACGUUGCCAAAAUUAGAGAUUCCUGCCAUUCCUAAGCCUGAAGUGCCAACUUUGGCAAAACCAGAAAUCCCUCAAAUGCCUAAAAAACCUUGAGCGCGUGGACGUAUGAGAUUUCUCUUUUCCUUAUUGAUGUAACAUUGUUAAACUGUCACACUUCAUCAUGUAAUGUGAUCAUAUAUGUUUUCCUUUGUUGUGCUACAAUCAUUUCCAGCUCCCUGUUUUGGACGGAUUAUUUAUGUGAUUGAUUAUGUUAUUGUUCUGUCAUCAGUUAACUAAUAUAAUGUACUUGUGUUUCUAGUGGUAUAA